UCUAUGAAAUAAAAAAGUAUUGAAACAUCCGCGCAAAAUGUCAAUACUUGUUUUGUAAUUUGUUGAACAUCGCUAUUUUGGCAAAUUUACCUUGAAAUACACAAAGUUUCAAAGUAACAGCUGGAUAUUGGAUAGCUGUUUUUACCCGUUUUACGGAUUUUAAGGCUGCAGCCGGUGUCCUACUGAAAAUGCAGCGAAAACCCGGUUACCCAGUAGCCAAUUGCAACAUAAAAAUGCCAGACAGUGUGCCACUCUCAGAGGCAGUGCCCUGUGAUGAUGACACAGACCAGCAGCAGCGGAGGCAGCAGCUCAUCAACUUUGGACACGCACAGUGGGGCUUCAACAACUGGAGCUGGACUGUCAACAAACAGGAUCUGGAUUUUGUGGACUUCGCAAAUGGGAAAUACUGCUGCGGUGUGGCCGCGUUCGUAUGCGUAUCAGUCAAGUCGUUCGACAUACGCAGAGAAAACGUCGGCUACGCUACCUGCACCGCGCAUCUAAAAGGCUCAGCCAUACAUCAGGCUAGGAAGUGCGCAGUAACAAACGCCCUACGCGAGACGCUGCUCAGCUUCGGCGGCAGCGUCGCCACCGAGCUCAUGGAGAUGCUGGAGGCGACGCGCACGGAGCCCCUGCCCGCGCCCGCGGCGCCGCCGCUGCCGCUGCAGCCCGAGCCGCAGCCCGAGAACAACCAGAACCUCGCCAACAAGGACCCGAAGAACUCCCCGCUGCCUAAAAACAUCCCGAGGAAAGAUGUCGAAGCCAACCCGGUUAAUAUGAGGCAUCCUCUCCCGCCCGCGAUCAAGAAUGUAGUCCAAAACCCCCCGCCGCCCGUCGCUAAGGCGCUCCCGAUGCCGGCCAGCCUGCCGCCCGCCGCCAACAGGCCUCCAGUGCCCGUGGCUCCUCGCCCCCCGGCGCCGCGCCCCAACUCUAACGUAAGUUUCGUCCUGCAGCCCGUGGUGGGCGGGGUGGUGCCGCCGCUGUACGCGCCGCAGCCCCGGAUGCCGCACGUCUCCCCUCCGCACAUCUACCCCAACUACUACGAGUACGGCCCGUGGCAUUUCACUUACGAGAGCUACGACCGCCACCACGGUAACGUCAACUUAAAUUUCAAUAUCCCGCCGAAGAAUUUGGUGGUCAACGGCCGGUCGGGGUCGGUCGAGUGUAAGAACGCCUGCGGGGUCCGCCCGAACGGCCCGGAGGGCGAACCUCUUCAGUACCAUCCGCCGCAGAACCAGGGUUGCUGGAUUAAGCCGACUAUUUUCUAUGACGGCUUCUGGACGGAGCAGAAAGUUAAAAAGUGGGUAGCGGAGCAGGUUGAAAAACAGUUUCCGGAGGAUGCAUCGCAGAAGUCCACUUCGCCCAGUAAUAGUGGUCAGCCGGACCCUAAGUCUUAACGGCUGAAACUUUAUGAAAGAUAUCUCUUAAGUAUAUUUCGUAUUAACCAGUUUUGAAGUUGAAAAUUAUCUUGGUGUCUAUGGGAAGCACACACUGUACUGCAAAUACAUAUUUUACUGUUCAAAUGACUCACGUGUAAUGAUGUAAUGAAUUUUGUCAUAUAGCAAUAAAAUAUUUGUGGUGUUUAGCUCGGGAGUGUGUGCUUUGCCAUGAAUUUAAACUCUUAGAGCGAUAAAACAGGGACUUUUGAACAUGACAUCAUGUUAUUAUAACAGACACCGUUAUAUAAAACUAGGGAGGGGGUUAAAUUCAAUCCAUGAUGGUUUACAAAAACAACUUGAACUACUUAAUUUUUUUUUAGUUUUACUCAGAAACCAAACAGAAAUUUAUUGAAUAAUGUUGUGUUGAAAUAUACAAUUUUACAUAUUUAAUGUAAGUUGGCAACAUUGGCAAGAGCCAAAGAGAAUUUGGAAUAGAGGUCAAAGAAUUUUUUUUAGCCACAGUAAAUUUACUGCCAUCUUUAGACACAUUAUUAAAACUUUAGAACGCCAUUUGACUUUGAUCCUUAUUCUUUCACUAGUAAGUGUUAAAUUUGUUAAAUAUCAUAAAGUAGCGCCAUCUUACCGGGCAUAGGCCAAAGUUUUUACAGGUUUACACAUCAUACUUUGACAAUCCACCUCUAUUUCAAAUUCUCUUUGCAAGGGCUUAACAAAUGACCUAUUAUUUCUCCUUUCGGCGAAUGUUGCCAGCUUAGAUAUUUAAAAUUGUAACAAGCCACAGAAAACCAUUUUAUAAACGCCUUUAAUUUCCCCCAGAAAUAGAGCUUAGUUAAUAACAAAAAAAAAAAUAAUAAUUA
Cydia pomonella (codling moth) is the source of this 2251-nucleotide messenger RNA. RefSeq lists its product as uncharacterized. NCBI's taxonomy places the organism in Eukaryota, Metazoa, Arthropoda, Insecta, Lepidoptera, Tortricidae. The transcript is spliced from 4 exons. The coding region runs from base 189 to 1394 and encodes 401 amino acids. The record is from RefSeq and is a predicted model, not a curated record.